This is a messenger RNA of Eutrema salsugineum, 721 nucleotides long. Its product is annotated as jacalin-related lectin 24. The coding region runs from base 127 to 645 and encodes 172 amino acids. The record is from RefSeq and is a predicted model, not a curated record. The transcript is spliced from 2 exons. Lineage: Eukaryota; Viridiplantae; Streptophyta; Magnoliopsida; Brassicales; Brassicaceae.
CCACGAAUAAAAAUUUUUAUGAUGAAUGUUUGUGUUUCAGACAAGACGGAGUAUCUUAUAUAAUCGUCCUUUGUCUAUCUCACCCUCUAUCCUCCAAAAAACUAGAGUACUGCUUCUUAUAUAGAGAUGAUACGGGCAGGUUCAGUUGGAAGAAGAGAUACACGUGACCGCGUUGAAAUUGACGAUGACUUUAAUGAAUGGGACGUCCCAGGUGACUCUGAAUUUGACGAGAAGGGACGCACCAUGAUCUCUCACAUCUACGUUUCUUUCGAUAGUAUCAUAAGAUCUAUUCAGUUUGGUUACUUGGAGAUUGGAGCUCUAGUCCUGUCUGAAAAGUAUGGUCCAUCUGAGGGGUACAGCUUUCGAGUUGUGAGACUGAAUCAAGAUGAAUAUGUGACUGGCUUGAGUGGAGCACUUGGCCAAUAUGGAGGAAUCAGAAAUUUGACAUUUCACACUAACCGUGGGAAGCACGGACCGUUUGGGCACGAUGAUUUGGAUGCAAGUCGUCGUCCCUUAAUUGAAAUUGAUCCGGCAAUACGUGAUCGACGUGAGUUUGGUGGUUUCUUUGGAUCUUACUCUUCAGGCUGUGUGACAUCGAUUGGUUUGUACGUGUGUCCAAUUCCUAGUUCUCACAGGGUGGUUUAACGUGACCAAGCAAAGCCUAGUAGCAGCGUUCAUCCAAUAUUCUGGUUCAAUAUGUUGUUUGCCGUUUCUCGAAAUA